AUGCUGAAUCCGAAGCAAACGGAAUCAUAUUUUACUCCAUUUUUUCAUAUUUACUUUCGUUUUCUUUGGGUAUUCUUUUCAUUGCUUACACGCACAAUCGACGUCACCGAAAAGUUUCUCGCUGGACCAAUCAAAUGCAGACAGCAUAUUCACUCAUCACCACAGAGUAAAAACACAGAAAUCAGACUACUAGCAAACAUGAAGAUAAUCACUAUUCUUCUACUCAUCGCCACUAUUGCUUUUACAUUUUCAUUCGCCGCCGAAGAAGACAAGAAAGACGUUGGUACUGUCAUUGGUAUCGAUCUCGGCACAACCUACUCAUGCGUUGGUAUUUUCAAAAACGGACGAGUAGAAAUUAUUGCCAAUGAUCAAGGUAACCGUAUCACACCAUCCUAUGUUGCAUUCACUCCCGAAGGUGAACGUCUCAUUGGGGAUGCUGCCAAAAAUCAGCUCACUUCGAAUCCUGAAAACACUGUUUUCGAUGCCAAACGUCUCAUCGGUCGUGACUUCAAUGAACCAAGUGUUCAACAAGACAUCAAACACUUUCCAUUCAAAGUCAUCGAAAAGAACUCAAAACCAAUCAUCCAAAUCAGUACUGGCAAGGAACAAAAGCUUUUCACGCCCGAAGAAAUCUCAGCCAUGGUUCUCGGCAAGAUGCGUGAGAUCGCUGUAAGUCAUUUCGCAUCUCUGCUACUCAUGCAUCAUUCGUUCGUUCGUUCGUUCAUUCGCUCGUUACAAGCUAAAGUACGCGAUUUGUGUUGUUAUGCUUUUGAAAUUUUAUCUCAUCCUGAACAUUUGGGCAAAAAGGAUAUCCUUCUUAACGUUGUACAUUCGAAAGAUAAUGUUAAUAAUUAUUUUCAACAACGGUUCGAACUUCUCUUACCAUUAAAAGACAAUAAUAUCGUAAAAUAUGAAUAUGUUGAGCAACACCUAUUAUCAACAUUGAAAUCAAUAAUGAACAAAGAUAUCAGCAGAAUAACUUUCGCACGUUAUGUCCCGGAACGUGGACAAUGGAUAGUGAUCGACCCCUUGGCAACACCAAAGAAAACCAAGACACCUAAUGUUAAUCUCAGACUUGAACCAUAUAAAUUGGCUGACAUGACAGUUAUCGGUGUCUUAGAAGGUGAUCGUUCGACAAGUGAGGAUUUUGAUACCGCAUACGACAAAAUGAAACGGCAAGAUGUUGAACAAGAUAAAGAACAGAAAAGGAUGAAUCGUGAACGAAAUCGAGCGGACAAUGAUCGUAAUCAACAAAGUGGAAGUAGUGGACGUCGAAGAUCACCACAAAACACAAUGCGAAUCAAUGUUGAUGACUUUGAUAAUUGA
This is a messenger RNA of Adineta ricciae, 1326 nucleotides long. Lineage: Eukaryota; Metazoa; Rotifera; Eurotatoria; Adinetida; Adinetidae. The record is from the annotation of a GenBank genome assembly.